CCACCCUGCCACAAGCUUGACAAACACUACGACAGAGGUUCCCCAUCUUCGGAAACCAACACCAGUCCGAGAGCAGAAACUUCAGCUGUCUCGAGUUAGCAUGGGGCCUCACUUGGCCCCACGACGACCAAAAGCAACACAGACACUAAUCGCGGAGCACAAGACGCUCCGAACCCUAAACGGACAAGCCUAUAACAACGGCCCUUAUACUUCAAGCACUGGUACCAACUGA
Molecule: messenger RNA, 232 nt
Organism: Perkinsus marinus ATCC 50983
Lineage: Eukaryota; Perkinsozoa; Perkinsida; Perkinsidae
Exons: 2
Source: RefSeq, a predicted model, not a curated record